AUGAUCUUGACCCUUUGUCUCUUGCAGUGGGANUCUCAAGGCCCGGCCGCCAUUGAUUACAGUUCUUUACUGCAGGAGGAUGAAUUUCACAAAGUUGCUGACUCUACUAUACAAGACCUGCAGGAGAAAUUUGAGGAAUAUGGUGAUUGUGUCCAAAUUGAUGGAUUCGACAUAGACUAUGGGAACCAGGUCCUGACCCUGAAGCUCGGGACUUUAGGGACCUAUGUGUUGAACAAACAAACGCCUAAUAGACAAAUUUGGUUGUCCUCUCCUGUGAGCGGUCCCUCCAGAUUCGAUUGGGAUCAGAGUGCUCAAGCUUGGGUUUAUAGGCGGACCAAGGCAAAUUUAUCCAAACUCCUAGAAACAGAGCUGGAGAAACUAUGUGGUACACCCAUCAGCCUUUCCUAAAUUUGUUACAAAUCCUGUGACACACCUUGGAAAAUUUCUACUGGGAAGUUUUGUUGGUAAAAGAUUUUGUUGCUCCGUAACUGCUUUAUAAUUAUAUUUAAGUCCAUUUUCUGAAUAAAGUAUUACAUUAUAAGUUCCAUUUUCCUGAAUGCAAUGGGCCUAAUUUAUGAGCGUUGAA
This is a messenger RNA of Vitis riparia (riverbank grape), 586 nucleotides long. RefSeq names its product frataxin, mitochondrial-like. Gene Ontology annotation, molecular function: ferroxidase activity; iron chaperone activity; 2 iron, 2 sulfur cluster binding. Gene Ontology annotation, biological process: iron incorporation into metallo-sulfur cluster; intracellular iron ion homeostasis. The record is from RefSeq and is a predicted model, not a curated record. The coding region runs from base 1 to 408 and encodes 135 amino acids. Lineage: Eukaryota; Viridiplantae; Streptophyta; Magnoliopsida; Vitales; Vitaceae. The transcript is spliced from 6 exons. Gene Ontology annotation, cellular component: mitochondrion.